This is a messenger RNA of Fomitiporia mediterranea MF3/22, 630 nucleotides long. RefSeq lists its product as uncharacterized. Bases 1 to 630 code for a protein of 209 amino acids. The transcript is spliced from 3 exons. Lineage: Eukaryota; Fungi; Basidiomycota; Agaricomycetes; Hymenochaetales; Hymenochaetaceae. The record is from RefSeq and is a predicted model, not a curated record.
AUGGAUCUUUAUUUCUCUCGUAGGCGUUUCUUCCAGACUAGCUUCCACGCUCCUGCAAGCAAGACAGAAAGUGGUGAACGCGGCCGACUUAAGGAGGUCUACCGCGUGUCUACAACAGUCCGCAAAAACUCGAUCUUUCCUGACGUGACGACGAUCGAAUUCGUCGGAGCGGAGGACGAGGAGAAGCAUUAUGUUGUUGCGACUAUUGAAUGGAAGUGGCCUUCGCAGGCUUCGAGCGUCAUUGAGAUUGAUGACAAGCGAAUGACGCUGAAGGAGUUCAUGAAAAGAGAGGAUGGACUGUUCAGCACUGGCACGCAUGUAAUGGUUGACGAGGAUCGCUACACAUGGAGGUCCUCUGUUUGCCGCCCUGCCGCAUUGUAUGAUACACAGGGCCGCACGGCAGCUAUAUUCUCGCCACGCUCUUUCGGCCUUCGACCCGUCUCUCGCAUCUGCACCGUUCAGCCAGCUUGCCUGCAUCUCCUCUCGGGCCUCGCCACCGACGCAUAUGCGCGGGACAUUACCGUGGCGUCGUUCUUUGUCUAUCGCGCAUGCAGAGACUUGCAGAUAAUUCUCACUCCAUGGUGGAGAGAGAAGCAAGCAGACUUUACUGGUAUCGAACUACAAGCAUAA